Molecule: messenger RNA, 3479 nt
Organism: Ruditapes philippinarum (Manila clam)
Lineage: Eukaryota; Metazoa; Mollusca; Bivalvia; Venerida; Veneridae
Product: zinc finger protein 354A-like
Exons: 1
Coding region: 119-2818 (899 amino acids)
Biological process (GO): regulation of transcription by RNA polymerase II
Cellular component (GO): nucleus
Molecular function (GO): RNA polymerase II cis-regulatory region sequence-specific DNA binding; DNA-binding transcription activator activity, RNA polymerase II-specific
Source: RefSeq, a predicted model, not a curated record
UUCAAUUUCACUUCCGGUCGAUUUUAUCCGCUUGUUUGCUGGCCAAAAUAAUGGAAAUUUUGGCAAGAUCAGCGUUAUAUUGGACCUAACAUUAUGUUAGCGUAUUUCCUUUUUAAAAAUGAACGAUUUAUUUACAAAUACAACGGUUCUUUUGACAGAGGAAUUCGUAAAAUCGUGUUCGAAGGAAAUCCUGCAGUCCAAACUCACGAAGCUUAGGCUGGUUACAGGUAUACAGUUUAGUAAGGCAAACAAAUCGUAUGCAGUGACCGGUGACUGGGAGCGUGUUAAUGCAGCUUUUGAGAUUUUAACCCACUGGCAACAGAUUCCAGAUCACGAGCCUGACUUUGAGAAUGUCUUGGAUGAUAAAAUUGCUCAAAUUUGUAACUGUGAUACUUUCAAUGAUUUCUUUCAGAAAUAUAAAUUGAAACAUGUCCAAAGUGAAAGUGAAAGUAGAUGGAAUGAUUUUCAUACAGACGGUUGUGAAUCUGACAAUGCUUUGAUAGAAAAAACUAUUGAAACUUUAGAAAAGGAGUAUUCCAGUCUCAGAGAUAAAUUGAAGUUCAAAAGAAAAGACCAGAAGAGGAUUGUGCCAAACAAUGAGAAAAGUACACCAGAUCACAAAACUUUAAAGCGCAAAAUAUUAAUUCAGCACAAGAAAGAUACAGAACAGAGCAAUGCUGUUAAAUCAAAAGCUAAACCCAAAAUCAAUUCUUCCGAGUCAGUUAAAAAAGGCAGCAUAUCACCAUUAAAUAGUCAGACGACUGGUGAUAGUAAAGUGCAGAAGAUUUAUAUUAAGUCUGAAAAUGUUGAAGACUUAGACCAGUUGGAUUCUUUGUCACCAAACAAUUCUAAUGCUGUGACCACAUCAAAAUCAUUUAAUAAUAGAAAUAAACACAUUAAAAAUCACAUCACCAAAUCUGUCGUAAAAACUGAAGAAAAUGGUCAAAAGGUUGCAAAAGAGAAAACUGCUACAAAAAAACCAGGGGAUAAAGGUUAUUGGAGUAGAGCUAAAAGAAACGAUGGUGACCAAAGUCAUAAUUGUAAGGAAUGUAAUGUUACUUUGAAGUCAAGAAAACGUUACCUUGAACACAUGAGACGCAUUCAUAUAAGAGAGUAUCAGUGUAAUGUUUGUGAAAAACGAUUCGGAUAUCCGACAGAUUUAAAUAGGCACAAAUGUCCAGGUAUUGUAGUCAAAGAGAAAAUCAAAGAACCAGGCAUUAGAAAUGUCAAGGCAAAGCAAAAUUCAGAAUCCGAACAAUUUCAUUGUCUAGAAUGUAACUAUGUUACACCAAUAAAGGUGAGACUGAAUUCUCACAUUCAGCGGAGUCAUCGAAAAGAAUUUGCAUGUGACAAGUGUGACAAGAAAUUUGGUUACACAAAAGACCUUUUGAAACAUCAAGAAAAUAUACACAGUGGCUCCUAUUUUUUUUGUGAUCAGUGCUCAAAAGUUUACAAAAAUAAGCAAAUUUUUGACAGUCAUCUUAAAACCCAUGAAUCAGGAUAUGUAAAACCUAUUUAUAAAUGUGAACAUUGUUUUAAAUCUUUGACCACCAAAUAUUCUCUUGCUCUACAUAUGAAGUCAGUGCACUUGGGUCAAAAGAAAGUAUAUCUUUGUCAAAUAUGUGGGAAAAAAUUUAGUCAAAGGAGUUCAUAUAAACAACACUGCAAUGCACACAAUGGAAUUAAACCAUAUAAAUGUGACAUCUGUGAAAAAGCUUUUGUUUAUCACAAGUCAUUAAAAGAGCACAAAUUCAUGCAUGACAAUAUACGACGAUUCACUUGCGUUUUUUGUGAUAAAGCAUUUCGACAAAGAACCACCCUUCACAUUCAUUUAAAAACACAUAAAACUGUAAAGGACCACAUAUGUCCUGUAUGUGGGCGAGGCUUUGCCCAAAAGCAGGCAAUGGAGCGACAUGAGAGAAUACAUUCAGGUGUACGGCCUUACACAUGCCAACUCUGCAAUAAAUCUUUCGGUGAUACAUCAACAAUUAGAAGACAUAUGAUAUCUUUGCAUCAGAAAAAUGAAACAAACUGGCGGGAAGAUAUUCAAUCUUCUGUAAAGAAGAAAAGUGAUUACUAUGUGUUUGGUGGGACUGGACAGAAUAGAGUAUACAAGUCCAAUCCAUCGAAAAAACCAUCUCCAUCAAAGAAAACCAGCCAAAAAGUUUCGCCAAAACAGGUACAAGUUAAAACUCCAGUUUUGCAAGAACCUACAGAAAUAUGCCAGCAAGAACCAAGUCUUAUUGUGUUAAACCCUGUUCAAAACAACAUACUGCAAGAUCCAAAUUAUAUUAAUGUAUUCAAUGGCGUUCAAGGACAGACAUUAAACGGUAGCGUCGCUAAUGGUACACAGAAUUACCAAACAUUUCAGACUCUUCAACCGGGAACUUUAUAUGCAAUUGCAGCUUCACAAAACAAUCAGGAACUAUCUCAAAAUCAGAAUGUAGGUGAAGCAUCCCCUGCACCACUUAGCAAUGGAUUUAAUCAAGUGAUUGACUUUUCUACAAUGACUUUCGUAGCUACAAAAAUGCCAAAUCAAGCUUGUGACAAGCUUGAAAAUGGUGAAGAAACUCCUGUUCAACAGCCAGUGCAAGUAAAUCAAGGACAAAAUACAAAUAUGAUGCAAAAUGCCACAAUAGUGCCUUUAACCCCUGUAUCAGAAGGCCUUACUGUUGGUCAACCAGCACCCAAUACCCCGGUCUCCUCAGACUCCUCUUUGAGUCAAGCCAUUGCAAGUAUCUGGGGCUUUGUUGGUUACCCGUCAUACCAAAGCCCAGGAAAUGUAUCUCAGUUUCAUCAGUCCACACAGAAUCAGUAAUGUUUCUUAACUUUGAUGCCAAAUUUCUUAUUUUCUUGUUGUUUUUUUGUUAUUGUUGGCAUUGUUUGUUAACUUAACAAUUAUGUUAUGAAUUAUAAAAUUAGGAGUGGGAAUUAAUUUAGUUUAUUAAAUACAUGAUUGCAGGGUAGUCAUUUGGAGGACGCUAGAAGCCAAAAUGACUGUCUUAAAUCAGUCUGCUCAAAUGUAUCUUGGACCUUCUUAAAACAUGGAAAAUGCCCUUUGUUGUAUGUGAUUAAAGUUUAUUUAAGCAUUAAACCAAAAAUGAAUAAAAAACUGUCUCAGAAAAUGUUCAAUGACAAUCCGGUGCUCAUUUAAUCACACAUGUAAAUGCAAUAAUGCUAGGAUGUUUUAUAAUAAAAAAUCAUGUUAAAAUGGCUUAAUGAAAUUUUUCUUACAAAGCUCAUCUGUUUGGAAGAAAGAUUUGAAUUUUUAUGAUGUUGUUACUUGUAGUUGUUGUCUUGAAAAAAAACUUAAUGUGACCCAUUAAAUUAUUUUAAUUUAUCAACUUGAAACAUGGAAGAAUUGCAUAUCUUGACAAGGUGCGGUCAUUAGAAAAGGGUCAUAAUUAUGAAAGCUGUAUUUUUUAGUUAUGUCCCUUUUUUACAUAGUUUUGUCAGAAUUUGUUAUGGAUAGUUGUUGC